AUGGACCGAACAGAUUUGUCUGAUCUGGUUACUUCCGUCACGCGCUUCCUCGACCUCAGCCUUAUUGCAGUAAAAGUCUUGAAGGACAAUCAAGGUUUCAACAACCCAUCCAUUGAAGAUACCCUCACGGAUAUCAACGCUUCUUUACUAUUCACUCGUGAUAUCCUCGAGCGAGAGGAUGACGCAGCAGAGACGUCCACAUUUGAAGAACCACUUAUUCACUCGCUGGAGCAGUCUUUGGUCCAUCUCCAGUCAGAUCUGAAGAAGUUCUCCGCAAGCAUCCUGGAAAGCAACUCAAGACGGCAACGUUGGCGUGCUGUGUUUCGAUUGCCUACUGGUCAGCCAAAGCAGAACCACGAGCGCAUACAGCAAUCUAGCGAGAAGCUAAGGGCACUCCUUAAAAGACUCGAUUCCCUAAAUCGCUCAACCAUAAAGGACAUCGAUGUCGAGGCCCCGCUCGAGUCACAUUUGAUUUUGUUGAACAACAGAAUCAAUAUCAAUUCCAUCAUCUCCAAGCCCGAGAAGGGUCAAAAGCUUGGCUUCUCCAGCACCAAGCCUUCGAAGAUUGGCUCAAGGAGCCAGGAAUGGUACUUUGGCUGGAUGGUCCUGCUGGGUCAGGGAAAUCCGUCCUCAGAACGUCUGAAGGAACGGGAGAAAGAGCCUGGUUCCAGCAUCGGCAUUGCUUUCCUUUUUCUCGGCACACCCCUAGGCUCGGGGCAGCGAUAUCCCUAUCUUAUAUGGUCCAUCAUCCAACAACUGAGGGAUGCCAUGUCCCAUACCAGAAUUGGAAACAACAGGCCAAAGAUCACCCGCAAAGGAUCCUCCGACAUGCAUGAGCUUUCCGGACUUUUACAAGAGUCUAUCAAUCAGUAUUCGCACACGUAUAUCAUCAUUGAUGCACUGGAUGAAUGCUCCAAUGAAGGAAACACGAGGACAUUGCUUAUUGAAGCACUUCGCGAAAUUUCGCCACGAACACAUCUUCUUGUGACGUCGCGACCGACAAUUCAGUCCGCGCGUACAUUUCCCAAUGCACCCCAGUUGGUCCAGCUGGAAGUACGUCCGGAAGAUGAGCCAUUGACGCUGAAGGAGUUUGUCGAACCUCAAAUGAGAACCCUAAAGCUGGCCCCCGACGAUAAGAAAAAACUUAUUGACAAAGUAUUGGAGAGGUCAAAGGGAGACUUCAUCAUGGCGCUGCUUAUUUGCAAGCAGCUCAAAGACCGCUCUGAGCAACCGUCAUCAGAAGACUCAGAACCCCUCUUUGUGCAUCUCAGAAAGGUUGCUCAAGCACAACCUGACGACAUACGACUGCUCUGUGGCACCUUGAUGAGCCAGAUCCGCAAGGAUGAACGAUCUAUGAAAUUACUCCAAUUGGUCCUGUUCUCUCAUCGACCUUUGAAAUCCGAUGAAAUCAAGGUCGCCCUUUCACUGUUGGCAGACCCAUUGAACAAGGAAUUUCAAAUCGAAAACGCCCAGCCUGUUCAAAAAGGCUUGCUCACAAGGAAUGCCAGAACCGAUAUGGUACAACUUACCCACGCCAGCCUCCGGGAGUAUCUGGUAUUGGAACUGGAUAACUACUGUCAAGACCCUCACUCAGAAAUCGCUGUUGUCUGCAUGAAGUAUCUGGAGACACAUUUGGCCGCUGAAAAUACUCAACAACACCCUGAGAUCGCGGUUCUAUCGUCAGCUUCUCCUAGCUUACCAUUCUUGGAUUACGCCGCAUCCAACUGGGCAUACCAUGUUCAAAGAGCACAAUACGUGGAUAUUCGAAGAGUUACCUCAUUUCUCAAUUCUCCAAACAUCUCAAGUGUACUUUCCAAAUUCAUUGGCAGCCGCAGCCAAAUAAAAACAACAAUAGUCAAGGAGACAAUGUCUGCGAUACACAUCGUAGCGCAUUUCGGCCUCGUUGACGUUUUGAAGUCCCUCUUGCAUAAUAAGACUUCAAGAAUGGAUGAGAAGACUUCUGUUGGUCGGACUGCAUUGCACGUCGCUUCCGCCGUUGGCAGAGACCAGGUGGUUGCCCUUCUCCUCAAGCAGGGUGCCAACAUCCUGGAGCAGACAGAGGCAGAGAAAUGGACCGCACUACACAUAGCAGCAAGAAAGGGACACCUAUCCGUCGCAAAAGAGCUCGUGGACUACCAAAAUUUACCCACCCAACAAGCUGGCCAAGGCUUAGCACUACUCCACCUCGACGACAAGGCAAAGCGGACACCGCUGCACCUUGCAGCAUCUGCCGGACAUGCGAGUGUUGUUUCGUAUCUGAUCGAUAAAGGGUCGAAAAUCGAUGGUAUCGACGGAAUGGGCAGCUCUCCACUCCAUCACGCAAUCCGGAGCGACCACUUGGAUGUUGUGCGCAUCUUGCUUGCUAAUGGUGCAGACGUGCGGAAGAAGGACCUUGUUUACAAACAGACAGUCACAGAUCUUGCCUGGAAUAGAAGCGACCGAGAUCGUGUGAAAGGCGGCCAAGCAACAUGCCGCGUUUUGAAACACAAAGAGGAAGGACGUCAGGAAUCAAAGCAUUCCUUUAUCUUCGAGAAAAUAUUCGACCUGGGAAACACCCAGACACAGAAAUACCUGCUUACCGAACAUAAACUCCUGAAGAGGCUGAGCCAUGCACACAUUGUAUCAUACCUCGACUACGAAGAGCAUCAUGACCAAAACAGCUUUUCCCUAUACAUGGAGUACUUCGAGGGUGGCGAUUUGUACAGAAAUCACAGGUGGCCGUCCGAAUUGAAGGACACGACGUCGUGGGUGGUGGAUGACUUUGGCUUUCAAAUCAGACCCGAGUCCCGACAAAGCCAAGAAUCAUCGAAAUCCACUACCCCACUCGAAGAGACCAUCGUUUGGGCACUGGUCUAUCAGCUCGCCCUAGCCAUGGCUUACCUUCACCAUGGGUUGAACUUUUCUUCUGAUGGUGGAGAAGCAUACUUUGAAAAGGAGUGGGAAUACGUUAUCCACCGGGAUAUCAAGCCAGCAAAUGUGAUUUUUCGACGUUCUCAUGGGAACAAAUCAAUCGUCGCAAAGCUCUGUGACCUCGGUAUUGCCAGAGAGCGAGGCGUUGGUGUGAGCGCCCCGAAAACGGUGAUUGGAUCCCAAGGGUACAUGCCCCCAGAGUCCCCAAUGUGGACUAUCAAAGCAGAUAUCUGGGCAUUUGGACAGACCAUUCUGAACACAUAUAAGGAAGCUGAAAGUGGGAAUGAGGACAAAAGUACUCCAUUGAAGGCGCUGAUCAAGGCUUGUAUAAAACGAGCAAUGACUAAACGGCCUAGCAGCAUCAAGAUCCUGGAAGAAUGUCACGACCACUUCGAAGAAGACUAUAUGCUGAAAAAUAGACUACCAGAACAAACGAUUCUACAUAUAGAGGCAGUACACAAACUUCUCGGCAACGGAAAGUCUUAUCUCCUCCAGGCUUUUCGGCACGUCAGUAGCUUUCUCGACGAUUACUCGGUCUUUGAUAGCGCCACUCAGAACCGACGCAAGGCCAUCGUCCAUCGGCUGAACCUCUUCAUGGACGAUGGCGUGGAAGAUCUUUUCAGAGACAACCCCGACGACAACUCCAAGCACCUGACCGUCCUCCUUAAAUUUCCGUCCCGAAAGAGUGCGAAGAAAAUGCAUCUGGAACACUUGUGCCAGAUCCAACCAAACAUCAACCACAAGUGGAAAAAAUCCGGAUUGACGGCACUGCACCUCGCUGUACAACAAGGUGACCGCGAGAUGGUGGAGGUUCUUCUCAAACAUGGCGCAGAUACGUCGAUUCGGGAUAUUCAUUCUCAGACGGCUGAAGACUUUGCAACGUCAUGCGGAUCUGAGGGUAUCGAAGAGCUUCUUAGAAGUGGCCCCUCCUCAUCAUCGGGCACGCACUCUGAAAUUGAGAAGGAACAGUCCAGAAUUGUGGAAUCCCCUACCCCACAGAAGAGUCUAAGCAACAAACCAAAGACAAUCACUUUUUCAGAGCCACCUAAAAAACGUCCCACAUGA
Lasiodiplodia theobromae is the source of this 3975-nucleotide messenger RNA. Its product is annotated as NACHT and Ankyrin domain protein. NCBI's taxonomy places the organism in Eukaryota, Fungi, Ascomycota, Dothideomycetes, Botryosphaeriales, Botryosphaeriaceae. The transcript is spliced from 10 exons. The record is from RefSeq and is a predicted model, not a curated record. Gene Ontology annotation, biological process: protein localization to T-tubule; protein phosphorylation; regulation of cardiac muscle contraction. The coding region runs from base 1 to 3975 and encodes 1324 amino acids. Gene Ontology annotation, molecular function: ATP binding; protein kinase activity; protein binding. Gene Ontology annotation, cellular component: T-tubule.